Messenger RNA from Prunus persica (peach), 1291 nucleotides. Its product is annotated as xanthoxin dehydrogenase. Gene Ontology annotation, molecular function: xanthoxin dehydrogenase (NAD+) activity. The coding region runs from base 137 to 967 and encodes 276 amino acids. The record is from RefSeq and is a predicted model, not a curated record. Gene Ontology annotation, biological process: abscisic acid biosynthetic process. The transcript has 2 exons. Gene Ontology annotation, cellular component: cytosol. Lineage: Eukaryota; Viridiplantae; Streptophyta; Magnoliopsida; Rosales; Rosaceae.
AGAAGAUUCCCACUCAAACGGUCUUAUUAACACGAGAAAGAGAGAAAUCCAGAGAGUAUGAGACAGAGAAAGAAAGAAGCCCACACAAACAGUCGAACAGAUUACAGAAACAAAGAGUUGAGGCAUCUUCUCCACCAUGACUGAAGUGGAUUCGGUUCCAAGCCAGAGGUUAGCAGGGAAAGUGGCAUUGGUGACUGGUGGAGCCACCGGUAUUGGGGAAAGCAUUGUGCGCCUAUUCCACAAACAUGGUGCAAAAGUUUGUUUAGUUGAUGUGCAGGACAACCUAUCCUUGCAAGUCUGCGAAUCCCUCGGUGGUGACCCAAAUGUUAGUUAUUUCCAUUGUGACGUCACAAUAGAGGAUGAUGUCAGCCGUGCAGUUGAUUUCACAGUCAAUAAAUAUGGCACACUUGAUAUCAUCGUCAACAACGCUGGGGUGUCAGGCUCACCUUGUCCCGACAUCCGCAAUGCAGACGUAUCCGAGUUUGAGAAGGUAUUUGAUAUUAAUGUGAAGGGAGUCUUCCUUGGAAUGAAACACGCAGCUAGGAUAAUGAUCCCACUAAAAAAGGGCAGUAUAAUUUCUCUUUCCAGUGUUUCAAGUGCUUUAGGAGGCUUAGGACCACAUGCAUACACAGGGUCCAAGCAUGCUGUAUUGGGGCUCACCAAGAACGUUGCUGCCGAGCUUGGAAUUCAUGGGAUUCGUGUUAACUGUGUUUCUCCUUACGCAGUUGCUACAAAUUUGGCUUUGGCUCACUUGCCCGAGGAGGAGAGAACUGAAGAUGCCUGGGCAGGUUUCCGUUCGUUUGUAGGGGGAAAUGCCAACUUGCAAGGAGUAGAAUUGACAGUUGAUGAUGUAGCUAAUGCUGUGCUCUUCUUAGCAAGUGAUGAGUCCAAGUAUAUAAGUGGGGAUAAUCUCAUGAUUGAUGGGGGCAUCACUUGCGUGAAUCACUCACUAGGAGUAUUUAGAUGAUGGGGUAAAGUUAAUUGGAUCGGUGCCUUGUUUCCAGCGGCAGCUUGGAGCAUGUUGUGUUAGGCUCACAUAAAUUUAGGUAUUGGCUAAAUAGUGUGCUUGGAUAAGAUUGGACAUGGAUCGAUAUUGCCGGAGGCCGGAAAGGUUAGAAGUCAAUUAAUUCUUGCCCUUGGUAUUUAUAAAUGUAAACUAGUUUGCUUUUUAACUGUAUUGUGAACAAGAUUUGAAUCAUCACGGAGCAUGAGUCUGCUUAUGAAGAAAGUGUUCAUGCAGUGAUUCAACAAUCAUCCAAAUAAAUAAUCAUUCAUUGUCCCACGGGCACCA